UACAUUAACAAUAUCAGGUUUGUAGUUGUCAAUCAGGCUUUGAAAUUCAAGGCGUUUAUCUUUACCCUUUAAGCUACAAGCAUUCAGUGUUAACACUCUCAAUUUGUGGGGGUCUUUCAUUUUAUUUGAUGCAGGAGAUCUUUGCCUGGGGGAGGAUGUUAGUGGCUGGGGCGAUUCUGAGCCGGAUGAUUGUACUGAUGUUGAUAAAGAUAAAUAAUAAUUGUCAUCAGGAAUGUCAGGACCACUUGAUGACUUUGAGAAAUUGGCCACAUCACAGGCACAGCAGAUCCAAGAACAAGAACUGUUAGCAAGUGUAUUGUAACUUUCAUUGCUUAUUGAGCAGCAUUUUGUGUGAUACCAUGCAUCGCAGUAGUCGCACUGAAUACCCUUCUGGUUGCAUUUAACUGGUUUUGAGCAUGCUCCACAGGGAUACCGGUAGGUGGGACCGGGAUUGAGAGGGAUGUCCCCACUAAGAAUGAGUAGGCGAAAGGCGAGUGAGCUUGGGUUACUCCUUGGAGCGAUCAAUUUUCUACGAUUGGGAUGAAUAUUGUUCAUGAAAAUUUUAACUUUGUCCAGGCUCAUUUCAAAAAGUGCUGGUGAAAUGAAGGGUCCGGCCUUAGACUCAAUUAGUGGGCUCUGCCACCGUAAUAAGAAAUUCUGGAGAUGUAGAGCAAAUAGGAGUACUAUCAAGGGGGCCAUGAGGUGGCCUGCCAUUAUGCCAGAUAUAAUUAUUAUAUAUAUAUAUAUAUUUUUUUUCUGAAAAAGAAUUACAGAAAUAGUAUUGUAGGUUAUUUUCCGGUUAUUCCGGUUAAAUAAUUGUUUGAUUGUAUAUAAUUAUUUGAUUAGUUUCCCUUUCUUUUAUUUAACUAGAUCAAUUAAUUAUUAAUAAUCAAUAAUCAAGGUAAAAUUAAGUAGAAUAAAAUAGUUAAAAGACUACAAUGAAAAUGCAGGGUGGCAAAAACAAGUUGGACUCGAGUCGCCCGUAAACUGAACCAACGCGCUCAGUCAACAAUGCACUUAGAACCCACUGGUAGAAAAACUCCAAGCAGUAUUACACAACAACGCAAUCCGACCGCAAUCACUAACUCUUUGUCAUCAACCCAACUGUGACUGGCCUACCGUGAGACUGACACAACAACAGCGCAUCGCAAUCAGGGCUCAGAGAAAUAUGCAAAUCCUUCGCAGAAUUUACAGGCGACUGAUUUCGGAGCUGAAUAAAUUAUUGUUUGUAAGUGAAGAAUUAUCCAAAAUAUCACUUAAGCUUAUUGUGAAAACACAUGGCGGCCAAGAGGAAACCCGAUCAAAAACACUUUGAACUCUUUCUUCAGGAGGAGAUCUGUUGUCCGAUAUGCACGGAAAUAUUCGAGACUCCUAAAUGCCUGCCUGUGUGUGCGCAUAAUGUAUGUUUAUCGUGCCUUAAGAAGAUGAAGAUAGAGCAAGGUUUUAUCAAGUGUCCGAUUUGUAGGAAGAAGACGAAGAUAACGAAUCCAGCGGAAUGCCUCCCAACUAACUCCCUCCUUGUCAGGCUAGUAGAAAACGCACCGGGAAGAAAAGAAGAAUUGGAAUUGAGAAACGAGCUUAAAACCGCAAAACGAGUUUUGGAUGCAAAGCUGAAAAAGGUCUUGAGUAUCUUUUCUACGUAUCAGUCGUUGUCUCGGGAAAUAUUAAAUCAUGCAGAAACCAUGCAAAAAAAUAUAAAAGAACAAGCAGAUUCCUUAAUUCUACAAGUUCAAGAGAAAACCGGUUUUACAUCAGUUAUCAGUCCUGCUUGUGUAGCAAGAGAGAAAGAAUACCUUGCCUUUAGGUCAAAAAUUGCACAGAUCGAGGACACUCUAAAGAAUGGCAAUUUGACUGAAAUUGCUGAACUAAGCAGCGCCUACAUAGCAGAGUUAAAGGCGAUUCAAGAUCUCCCAGCCUUAGAAGUCCCAGCUUUUAAUAGGGGAGUCCGAUUUAAGAAGGGCCCGGAUGUGAAUAUUGGAAGGCUAAAAAUGACCCACAAAUGGGGCAAGUGAAAAUACACCAAAACAAAGACCUAUAUGACCCAAAAAUAAAGACCCUAAAAGAUAAUGGAUAAUGGGAAUCUGAUUAAGCAAGGAAUAAUCUGAUAGAUUAUGUAUUCUUGAUUAUUUAUUCAUGACGCCAUGGUCCUGCUGAAUGUCCUGCUGAAUGACGUCAUAUAUAUAUAUACGUUUUUUAGUUUAGGGUAGGAAGAGAGAACCAUUUGUGAGAAACCUCCACGGUUAAAAUUUAACCCUCCAAAAAUAAAGAAUAUUGUAUUGCAUUGUUCAACAGACAAGACAGGGCGCACUGUAAAGACUUCGAUAGACAAGAUAGACCGCACUGUACAGACUUCAAUAGACAAGUUAUGGUGCACUGUACAGAUUUCUACAGAAGUCUGUACAGUGCGCGCUGUCUUGUCUGGUGAAGUCUGAACAGUGCGCGCUGCCUGUCUUGUGAAGUCGUUGUAGCACACGCAUAUACAUGCCUUAAUAACAUAAGUUAUUAUAGGUAAUUUGAGGUGUUUGGCAUUAUUAGUUACCUGCUACGUAGUUUCGUAGUCCAGUUUUUUGCAUGCACAAGGGCAAUGUUAAUUAAAUGAAACGAAAUAAAUCAGAAAUGGUG
Molecule: messenger RNA, 2622 nt
Organism: Nematostella vectensis (starlet sea anemone)
Lineage: Eukaryota; Metazoa; Cnidaria; Anthozoa; Actiniaria; Edwardsiidae
Product: tripartite motif containing 13
Exons: 2
Coding region: 1278-2012 (244 amino acids)
Source: RefSeq, a predicted model, not a curated record